UUAAUUGUUAGUUUUUUUCAGGGGCUGCGAGGUUUCUUUACUUUACUCCAUCGUCUAAAUUGUAAACAAAACAACAGAAAGGAAGAGAUUUCUGCUUCAUCAGCCUGAUUCUCGCGCAAUUGAUCAGAUUCUCUGCAGUUCCCAUGCGCAUCGCCUUCAUCCACCCUGAUCUCGGCAUCGGUGGCGCCGAGAGACUGGUAGUCGACGCCGCAAUCGGCCUGCAAGACCUCGGCCACGCCGUCACGAUCUACACCUCCCGCUGCGACCGGACGCACUGCUUCGAAGAGAUCUCGAGCGGCCAGCUGGACGUGCAAGUGCGCGGGGACCGGUUCGUGCCGCGCACGGUUCUUGGCCGGUUCGCGAUCCUGUGCGCGAUCGUGAGGCAGCUCGUGUUGUGCUUUUAUCUGCUGCGGUGGAAGAAUGCGGAGUUUGAUGCGGUGUUUGUGGAUCAGUUGAGCUUUUGCGUGCCGCUGCUCAAGUACGGACUCGAUCGGCCUGCCAUCGCCGCUUCCUCAUCCAGAUCAUCAUCCUCCUCCUCAUCCUCCUCCUCAUCACCCAAACGCACAAAGAAAUCCACAAAAAUCCUAUUCUACUGCCACUUCCCCGAUAAGCUCCUCGCCCACCGCACCUCUGCGCUCAAAAAACUCUACCGGAUCCCCUUCGACGCCGCAGAGUCGAUCUCCACCGCCGCCGCAGACAUCAUCGUCGUCAACUCCCGCUUCACCCAGGGCGUUUUCCGGCGCGAAUUUCCCUCCAUCGACCGCAUCCCCGACGUCGUCUACCCCUGCGUCUCUGACUCCUCUUCCUCCUCGACGCUCAACGAAGCAGUCUUCAACGUACUCACCGCCUCAGGCCGCAAAAUCGCCCUCUCAAUCAACCGCUUCGAGCGCAAGAAAUCAGUCGACCUCGCCAUCCGCGCAUACGCCGCCUUACGCUCCAAUCGAGACUUUUCAAACUCCGCGCUGGUGAUUGCGGGAGGAUAUGAUUUCUCCGUGGCAGAGAACGUGGGAUACCUUGCCGAGCUCGAACGGUUGUGCGAUAACCUUGCCAUCGCGCACCGCACGAUUUUCGAGCUCGAUACUCACGUCACUGAACUCGCGGACGCGCUCGCGCAAUCUGCGUCCUUCUCUUCCUCCUCCUCCUCCUCCGCCCGCGCCGGCGUCGUCAUCUUCCUCCCCUCCGUCUCCUCCACAACCCGCACCGCCCUCCUGCGCGCCUCCCGCGCACUCCUGUACACCCCCGAAAACGAGCACUUUGGCAUCGUCCCUCUCGAAGCCAUGCUCGAGCGCAAACCCGUCCUCGCCGCGACCUCCGGCGGCCCGCUCGAGACCAUCGCCGACGGCGUGACCGGGUGGUUGCGCGACGCGCAGGUUACGACUUGGGCGCCGGUGCUGAAUUAUAUCCUGUUUGAGGCGGAGAUGAGGGAGUUGAGCGAGAUGGGUGAGCGGGGGAGGGGGAUGGUGCUCGAGAAGUUUUCGAGGGGGAAGAUGGCGGCGACGAUCGAGAAAUGCUUCCUCGACGCCAUCGCAAACGAUCCUCUUUCCUACUCCCCUCCCUCCUCCUCCUCCUCCUCCUCCUCACGAACAACAACAACAGCAUACACCCCCGACGAAGGCCCCGCGCUCAUGCGCUCGCCGCGCAAGCGGGACGCGGCGUGGAUCGCGUUUUUGGGCUGGGCGGUGUAUUACUGCAAGUACGGCUUCAGCCUGACGAUGCCGUCUGCGAGCGAGGCCGUCGUCGGCGGGGCGGUCGUGCUUGUUGUUUAUUAUGCUUUGUUUUAGCUGUUAUGUAUGUUUAUUGUAUGUGUUAUAUAUAUACGAGGUAUGGGAAGAUAGCUCACGUCAUCAUCCUCUACUUCACCCUCUGUCUGCGCGAGACGACAAAACAAGAAAUUAAUGCAUGUGUGAAAUGUAUACAGCCCAAUAAAACAAUACCAGUCAUCAUCAGCGCACGCCUCAGCA
Molecule: messenger RNA, 1961 nt
Organism: Myxozyma melibiosi
Lineage: Eukaryota; Fungi; Ascomycota; Lipomycetes; Lipomycetales; Lipomycetaceae
Product: alpha-1,3/1,6-mannosyltransferase ALG2
Exons: 2
Coding region: 144-1781 (545 amino acids)
Cellular component (GO): endomembrane system
Molecular function (GO): GDP-Man:Man(1)GlcNAc(2)-PP-Dol alpha-1,3-mannosyltransferase activity; alpha-1,3-mannosyltransferase activity
Source: RefSeq, a predicted model, not a curated record